This is a messenger RNA of Dothidotthia symphoricarpi CBS 119687, 1491 nucleotides long. RefSeq lists its product as uncharacterized. Gene Ontology annotation, biological process: site-specific DNA replication termination at RTS1 barrier; mitotic DNA replication termination. The coding region runs from base 214 to 1158 and encodes 314 amino acids. The transcript is spliced from 2 exons. Gene Ontology annotation, cellular component: nucleus. The record is from RefSeq and is a predicted model, not a curated record. NCBI's taxonomy places the organism in Eukaryota, Fungi, Ascomycota, Dothideomycetes, Pleosporales, Dothidotthiaceae.
CACCCGUUACUUACCACGCGCGCAGUACUCACGCUGUUCGCGUACUCGGAUUUCCCAAGCUUGUUGAAGUCAAAGUCACGUUCUCAAAAUUCUUAGGCCUGAUCACCCACCUACAAACUCUUGUCAGCGUCGCACGCGAGCUCGCCAGCCCCAUCCACCUUCUACCUCAACACGUCCACAACCCUCCACGACUCACUUCGCCCAUCACUCACCAUGGGUAACGACGGUGGCAGUAUCCCCAAGCGUAGCGAGCUCGUCAAAGAAGCCGCCAAGGCCCUCACUACCGCGCAACUCAAAGAGGCGCAAACAGAACAACAGGAAUAUGCUUGGUCUAUGGACCCGCUUACGCGGAAACGGCUUGCCAGGCCUGUGGUUAGCGAUGCAGCCGGGGUGCUGUAUAAUAAAGACUCUGUUAUAGAGUAUCUGUUGAUGGAGGAGGGAAGGGAAAAGGAAGAGAUGGGCAAGAUUGGACGGGUGACGGGAGAUGAGGCGGAAGGUGGAGUAGGAUUGGGAUGUGUGGGGGAUAGGGUUAAGGGCCUGAAAGACGUGGUCGAGGUGAAGUUUGAGAUUGCUGAAGGGGAGGAGGAGGGCGAGAAGGGCCUGGGAGAGAAGUGGGUGUGUUCUAUCACUGGGACAGUGUUGGGACCUGGCACGAAGGCGUGUUACAUUGUCCCUUGUGGACAUGCUUUCGCUGGGAGUGUUGUCAGGGAGGUCAAAGGAGGUGGGUGUUUGACGUGCAACGAGCCCUACGCCGAAAACGACAUCAUAACCAUCCUCCCCACCGUCCCAACAGAUAUCGCGCGCCUCAACCUCCGCAUCAAGACCUUGCGCGAGAAGGGCCUUACACACGCGCUCAAGAAAGCGCCAGGGAGCAAGAAGCGCAAGGACAAAGACGAGGCUAGCAAAACCUCCAGCGAAGACAAGAAAGCCAAGAAAGAAGCUUCUGCACCCACCACAAGCAACGGCAACGGCAUCAAGAAUUCCGCGACUGCAUCGCUGACUAAGAAAGUCCUCGACGAGCAGGAAGCGCGCAACAAGAGGAGGAAGUUGGCGCAGAACGAUAACGUGAAGAGCCUGUUCCAUGAGAAGGAGAGCAAGCCUAGUAUGGGGAAUAGCGCGGAUUAUAUGACGAGAGGGUUCAGUAUUGGGAAGAAGUGAGGCGCUGGCUUGAUGGAAGAAGGGCAUGGCAUGGUACGACACGGCGUUGUAAACUUUCUGUUUCCUCACAAGGACUUGAUUUUGACAAGGGUGCAUAUAUGGUGUUCUGGGAACGGUAUGGGUUUAUUCUUGGGACAAGUUGAGCAUGCGUGGCGCUGAUCUGGCGUCGAUGGAGAACAUGAUACCCGGCGAUGCAUCGGCACGAAUGGAAAAUAUACAAGUCGUGAUUUCUCCAUACAGAACCGGGCUUCUGCUGUCGAAAUUACGAUGGCGUGUCGUGCAAAACAUAUGUAUGGAUUCUUGUGGAACACCAUUGCUGAGUUUGUGACUCGC